AAGAACAAGAACAACACAAAGCCAACAAAAGAAAAAAAAACUCAAUACAAUAAAAAAAACAAAGAAACUACAAAAUACAAAUGGGGAAAGGAGGAAAUUUUGUGACGGUGGCAGCUUCAGAGGUGGAGGAGCUACGGCGGAAGAACGGAGAGAUGGAAAAAGCGGUGGAGGAAAUGAGGAGAGAGAUGUUGCAGCUGUGGCGGAGGACUCAGGUGGCUGAGGAGGCAGAGGAGCGUCUCUGCUCUCAGCUAGCCGAGCUCGAAGCUGAAUCGCUUGACCAGGCGCGUGAUUACCAAUCUCGCAUCCUCUUCCUUGUGAACGAACUCUCUCGCCUCUCUUCCUCGGAUUUGGCCUCGCCCUAGAUAGAUAGACACAUACGUAUGUAUGUGUAAGAAUAGAUUCUGUAGAGUUUUUCUUUUUCUUUAUGUUUAUAGAUCUCAAAUUUCUGCUUGGAAAAUUUAGUGUAAACAAAACCGAUGUAGUUUAAAAAAAAAGGAAUGAAAGUCUUUGAAGGUUAAAGCAUUGUCUUAAUUUUAAUUUUAAAUAUAGAAAAGUACUUUGACC
Messenger RNA from Eruca vesicaria subsp. sativa (arugula), 564 nucleotides. The record is from the annotation of a GenBank genome assembly. NCBI's taxonomy places the organism in Eukaryota, Viridiplantae, Streptophyta, Magnoliopsida, Brassicales, Brassicaceae.